This is a messenger RNA of Purpureocillium lilacinum, 540 nucleotides long. The record is from RefSeq and is a predicted model, not a curated record. NCBI's taxonomy places the organism in Eukaryota, Fungi, Ascomycota, Sordariomycetes, Hypocreales, Ophiocordycipitaceae.
AUGUCUCAAGGCGACACGGAGAAAUUUACACGUGACAAGGCAAGAAUAGGCAGCAACGCAAAAACUUCGGCGGACAAUGCUGACGGCGCGUGGUUCAUUCAGUGCACGUGUCAUGACCAAAUCGAUACUUGCGUAUUGGCUCACCUAGAGCGUUUGUCGCACGAAGAGUCACGAGAGGAUCUCGAGGCUGAGUUGAACGGCCUCAUGAAGCACGAGGAGCAGAACGACGCUCUGCUAGGCGCCUUGUCGUGUACGGACGAUAGUGAUAGCUACUUCCUGGUUGCCGAGGGGCUUCUAAACAAGACCAGAACGCGCAAGGAAAUAUUCUGUCUGCUCAUGGCCAAGUUGAAGACCAGUGCAUCCCACCAGGAGGCAGAUGGGGGGCAGAUAUGCUCUGUAUCGAAGGGCACGUCGGGUGCUGGAUCCAAGAUUGGGCGGUCGCCGAGUGUGUGUCCGCACUGCAAUCAGCAAGAUUGUGUCAGUCGAGCCGUGAAGGAGACGGAGGACGUGACGAAGAUUGAGGGCAGCAACCAUGGAUAG